AGAUACGGAUAGCGGGAUAUCGAUCAACAUAUCUGAAAACACUGAAGUGUGCAAGAUUUGAAACGAAACUGAUCUGUCGCCGCAAGCAAAAUUUCAGCGUCAGCAAUCAAUGUCCGCAUGUCUCGCAGACUGCUUGGGUCCACCUCAAAUGCCUGUCGUUUAUUCUCCUCGAAGUCAAACGUAGACCACUACGCGGUGCUUGGAGUAAAGCCUUCAGCCUCACUCAAAGAGAUAAAAGCUGCAUUCUACAAAUUAUCAAAAGAAUAUCACCCUGAUCGGAAUCGCGACAAUCAAGAAGAAGCUGCUGCUAAGUUCCAUCAAGUCUCGGAAGCGUACGAAGUCCUUGGGUCCGAUGAGAGGAGAAGAGCCUAUGACUUGACUCGGAUACGAACCGCACCAGAUUUAGGAAGUUUAUAUGCACGAAGGCCAUUCACUCCAGAACCAACUAAACAGUAUGAGGAUAUCGACAUUGACUAUAAAAGCUUCGAACAUUUCCAGCGGAAGACUAGGCAAAGGAAACAAUUCCAUUCUCACUUUGAUAUGCCAGAAGAGUUCUACGCUGAGUUUGGCGCAAACAAACGGGAAUUCAAAAGCGAAUAUGAACCUAAGGGGUCGAUACACCGAGAUAGUAGAACAAUAAGGAGAGAAGAAGAAGAGCGCCUCCGCGAAAUACAAAGAGAACAGGAAAGACUCCAGAAGAAGUAUCCGAUCCCUACAUUUGAAGAGAUGAUGCAGAAGAAAAGGGAGAAGGAACGCUUACAGACGAGGAAACAAAUUGCGGGUCUAGUCAGCUUCGCAACUUUGGCCUCAAUAGCCAUUAUAAUAGCGAAGAAGUUCUUCCAUUAGUUUCUAAUAGCGUCAUGACUGUAGGUCUCAGAUCACGGUCACUAUCAUAGUAGAAGACAUUCUUGCUUUGUAGGUCUCUAGUUCCGCUAGUACAGUGUAUAGGUGCUAUUUGAGAGAAGGUUAGAUUAAUUAGCAUAAGAAAACAUCCAAGAGCCAUAGCAGAGUAAGUUUACAGAUUGGCUCAGAUUGGGCCCUCAAUGUUGUUUUCACUUCCAUGCACAGGCUAUUCAUCGCACGCAGAGACUGGACAUCAUUGCGUCUGAUGAAAUUAGUUUUUCU
Cylicocyclus nassatus is the source of this 1125-nucleotide messenger RNA. The record is from the annotation of a GenBank genome assembly. NCBI's taxonomy places the organism in Eukaryota, Metazoa, Nematoda, Chromadorea, Rhabditida, Strongylidae.